AUGACGGAAUGCAGCCCAACACCCGAGGAUACUCUCUCUCUCUCUCUAGAUACGACUGACGACUCCGGUCUCGCAGUGGAUCCGCCUUCUAUUGAGUGUUUUCUGUCCUGUUGCUUGCUUCUGGAGCGCAAUGGGGGACUUGGUCGCUUUGGACUGCAAGCCGACGUCAGAGUGGACAGCGUCAAAGGAGUCAAAAGCCAGCCACCAGAAAGCCACCCAGCGUUAGCGGAUGCCAGGGGGGGCAACUAUAUGGCCAGGACUCCGCAAGCUUAUUACUACAAUUCUAUUGCUCUUGUUCUUGUGUCUUCCUGCCUCGUGACACACCCAGCAGCAGCAGCAGCAGCAGCAGCUCCUCACAGCCGAACAGAAGGAAUUGCCGGUCGUCGAACCGAUUGUCGACUCGUCGACCUAGUAUCUACCACUGCGGCGACCAUCAUCAAAAUCAAGAAAAAGAAAUCAAGAAAGAAAAGAUAUCCAAUGUUUGUCGACGGGUUUGGGCCUGUCAUAAUAGUCUUCCAGCCUGGCGCUCCUUUAAGGUCCGCCACCAUGCGGCCCAUAGUCAGCCAGUAUUUGACUCUACUGUGCAAGGUACCCGAGUGGGGGAUCUCAAGAAACUCGGACCCCAAUGAUGGCAAAAGCGGCCACCCGUCGUCCUUGAAGGCCCAGCGCUUCAGGCGGCUGGCAGGGGAAGACAACAUUACUGAGCUGACAUGCAUUAAUAAUAAUAAUAAUGAUGGCAAAUUUCCAAAGGACUCUGGCCUGCUUGUUGUUAUAGGCGAAGGGUUCCUGAAAAGAUGUCAACCCGACAAGCUUCCUGGUGGGCCACAACAAGCAGAAAAGAAGCUCCUGCACUAA
Molecule: messenger RNA, 855 nt
Organism: Paecilomyces variotii
Lineage: Eukaryota; Fungi; Ascomycota; Eurotiomycetes; Eurotiales; Thermoascaceae
Exons: 5
Coding region: 1-855 (284 amino acids)
Source: RefSeq, a predicted model, not a curated record